CUUUCGCGUGGGCAGACGCACUGGCCAGCCCUGGAGGCGUCCCGCGUGCCCAUCUUCGGUAGCGUCGCGUACGCUGCGGAUGUUAUAUCUGGCGUCGCGGCGCCCUCGAGCCUCAGCCGCUCCUCAGUCGCCCGUCGAUUCACAACUCACCCCCACGAGACACUAAAAAAGCAGCAAAAUGUGCGACGACGAAGUAGCAGCCCUUGUUGUCGACAAUGGAUCCGGUAUGUGCAAGGCCGGUUUCGCCGGAGACGACGCUCCCCGCGCCGUAUUCCCCUCGAUCGUAGGUCGCCCCAGACAUCAAGGUGUGAUGGUCGGUAUGGGUCAGAAAGACAGCUAUGUCGGCGACGAGGCACAGAGCAAGAGAGGUAUUCUCACAUUGAAAUACCCGAUCGAGCACGGUAUCAUCACCAACUGGGAUGAUAUGGAGAAGAUCUGGCAUCACACCUUCUACAACGAAUUGCGUGUUGCCCCCGAGGAACACCCAGUCCUCCUCACCGAGGCUCCCCUGAACCCGAAAGCUAACCGCGAAAAGAUGACCCAGAUCAUGUUCGAAACCUUCAACAGCCCGGCCAUGUACGUCGCCAUCCAGGCCGUGCUCUCCCUGUACGCUUCCGGUCGUACCACCGGUAUCGUCUUGGACUCCGGAGAUGGUGUCUCGCACACCGUACCCAUCUACGAAGGUUACGCCCUUCCUCACGCCAUCCUCCGUCUGGACUUGGCCGGUCGCGAUUUGACCGACUACCUCAUGAAGAUCCUUACCGAGAGAGGUUACAGCUUCACG
Messenger RNA from Bombus pyrosoma, 784 nucleotides. RefSeq names its product actin. The transcript is spliced from 2 exons. The record is from RefSeq and is a predicted model, not a curated record. NCBI's taxonomy places the organism in Eukaryota, Metazoa, Arthropoda, Insecta, Hymenoptera, Apidae. The annotation marks the transcript as partial. Gene Ontology annotation, biological process: mitotic cytokinesis.